Molecule: messenger RNA, 7188 nt
Organism: Manis javanica (Malayan pangolin)
Lineage: Eukaryota; Metazoa; Chordata; Mammalia; Pholidota; Manidae
Source: RefSeq, a predicted model, not a curated record
AUGUGCCGUAUCAUCAGAAGACUUUUAUCUCAGCUCCUUCCUCUACCGAAUAAGGCAUCCUCUGUAGGAAAGGAGUAUAGCAUGAGUUCAAAUUUCAAUGGAAUGUCUACCUGUAUAACAAAUAAUGUUAUGUCAGCCAUUUCAAGACAUCAAAUUUUGUCAACCACGUAUGAAUAUCUAAGUACAGGAAAAAACCUUCAGAAGAUGGUGGGUUCUGUUUAUAGAAAUAUUGUGCAAAUGUCUGACUCUCCUCUUUCAAUACAGAAAAGUAUAGUCAGCCAAAGCCCAAUUAUGGUUGACCAAACAGCCAGUUUCAUUAUCCAAGAGAUUAUUGAAAAUCAUCUUCAACCAUUUUGGAGUGGAGAAGGUUUACCUAAUCCAAGGACUCCAUUGUAUGCAGCAUCACCUAUGGUUAAUCAGGUUCUCAAUGAAGUCACAGAGUCACCUGGACCCCAGAUGCCUUCACCCUUAUGUACUGACCCUGAUACUUUUGUUGGGGAAAUUGUUGCCAGACUUUUAUCAAAGGUUUUCGGUCCAAAGCGUAACACUGAAAUUGAGCUGGAAAAUAUGACCCCAAAAAUAGUAUGCUCUAUAAAUAACCAUGUGGACAAAGCCAAAGUUCGCAUUCUAUGUGAUGAUAAAGAGCAGCCUUACCCUUCUGUAGAUACAGAUAUUGUGGAUUAAGUUGUCACCUCAGUUUAUAGAAAUGUUUUAAAACAGCAUGGGCUAGACCCUGAGGUUUGUAAAGAGUCUGAAGACACUAGUACUUUUGCAGACAAUAUUGCCAAUUUAAUCAUAGCAGCUAUUUCACGUUACUUUCUUCAUCCACUGUUCUCCGGGGAUUUGUCCUCACCUUCCUGUUCUAUUUCAACCGCUAAAAAUAUUGUUCCGGACAGCCUUAGUAACAUCAGUAAAUCUACCAAGCCAUGUCAGAGUUUAUUUCCAUAUAACACCUUGCUAUCAUACACAUUUUUAGAAGACGUGACCAGAGUACUAUUAUCUAGAAUCUUUUCUUCUGAAUCUACCAUUGUCCAAAGAAACCACCAAAGACAGUCAAGAUUGAAUUUCAAUGAAAUUGCUUCAAAUACGAUCACUGACAUUAGGACAAAAAUUUCCCAACAUGAAAUUCGAUUUUCAAAAAAUAAAGAAGAAACCAAGUUUGUUUAUUCAGAAGAUGAUGUUCAGCAUCUUGUUGACAAAGUAUUAAAAAAAAUUUCACAAAACUCUGAGUCUCAAGAAUUAGUUGAGCAAAACAUCACAACCGAUGAUGAUGUUCUUAUUGAGAGAGUAGCAGGUUUUAUCAUUAAACAAUGUCAGCAACAUCUUCAGCCAUUUGUGGAUGGAAAGUCAUUACCUUGUUCAUAUACAUAUUUUGGUGAAGAAAGGAGGCAGUGGUUUUAUGUAAAAGAUUCAGAAAAUGAACUGUUUGAUAAAGCUGAAAAAGUCAUACAUUCGAUAGCAGAGGCAUUCUCAAAAGCUCAAGUUAGCAUUCUAGAGAAUGCUGAGAAACAAUUGUGUUUGCCUCCAGUGGAGAGAGGCAUAGUUAAAAACAUUAUUGACACAGUGCAUAGCAAAGUUCUACAAGAAUAUGAAAUGGAAAUAAUGCCCAAUAAAGAUUUUCUACAUGACACAGGGACACUGGCUGCAAGGAUAACCAAAAUCAUCCUGGCUGAAACUUUUGACUUCCAAAUUCAUCCAAAUCUUAUACAAAAGCUUCCUUUUAAGUCUCACUCCAAACUCAGUACUAAUGUUUUGAUAAAGAGAGUUCAGUGUGAUAUCACUAAAUCGAGAUACCAAAGACAAGCUUCAUCAACAUACACUAUGUUAACACAUACUCAUUUCAAAACAAUUGUCACUAAGAUUUAUAAGAUUUAUCUGAGCUGUGUCCCUUGGCCUCCAGUACAGAACACCCAGAUUACUUCUCAAUCAGACAAUACAGUUAUGAAACUGAUGAAUGAAAUCAUGUCAGUAAUUUCAACACAUGCAAUAUGAACAAUUAAACACGGGAAUGAAAAAAAAUGUAUGAUUUCAGAAAAAGAGUCUAUAGUUGAUGCCAUUUAUGCUGAUCUUUCUUAUUCAGAUCUAUACCAGUCUCUUACAAAAGUUAUAUGUAUAAGUAACAUACCUGUUUCAAAAAUAGCAAGCUUUGUAAUAAAAGAAAUUUUUAACCACCAUCUUUAGUCAUUUUUAUCUGCAGAUAAAACCUUAGCUGCAGUUGAGCAAAUUUAUAAACAGAAAGCAAUAGAUCCUAAACAAGGAGAGUUGUCUUUCAUUGUGAACUCAGCUAUCUUUGUAGAAGAAGUAAUUUCUGAGCCUUUAUGUAAACCCCUUUAUGCAUUCUCACAUAAUGUCUUGGCUGCUGAAAACCCAGACACAGUAAAAGCCAAAAUUACUGGCAUUGUUACAACAUUAGUAAAAUGAAUUGUUCUGGAAAUCACCACAUCAGAGAUUUUAUUUGUAGAGUACUUUGAUGGUGACACGUGCUCUUCAGAAGGGUUUAGAGAAAUGGUACAGAAACCAGUCAACCUAAUUUAUGAAAAAAUAUUACAUGACUAUAAAUCUCUGAUUCAAGUACAUUAUUGGGCUAUACAGAGUGACACUAUUUGUUUUGGAAGGAAAAUAUAUCAUUUGCUAUUGGAAGAAAUUUAUGAUUAUCAGGUACAGUCAUUAGUUCCAGGAGAAUUAGUUCCUUCUUCCGAUUCUUCCCCUCAAGCUGAUAAUAUCAGAAAUGUACUCAACUUUAUCAUGAAGGAUAGCCAUACAUGCGUUACUGUGCUGCCUCAUCCUCUUUUAGAAGAUAUGAUUUACAAGCUUCCAGUGCACAUCUUCCCUUCAACUGAAGCUGACAGUGAACCAGAAGAGGAAGAAGUUUCACCAGAUUAUGAGUUUGUGGAUGCAGAUUCAAAACUGACUGAUGAAAUUAUCAAAGAAAUUUCUGAAUAUGAGAUCCAUCUUGCUACAGCAGAAGAGAAUGCAGAAAGUAUACAGUUAGAAGUGACUGAGAAUUUGGUUGACUCUAUAUGUAAUAAUAUUUUUUAAAAAUCUGAAUUUCAAGCUGAAGUACAGGAAGAUGCAAAGAAAAAAGGAGGCUCAUUCCUCAGUAAAAUAGCUGGCUUCAUUAUGAGGGAGAUCAUGGAUCAUCAUUUGCAGCCAUUUGUACAUGGUAAAGAGUCAUCUUCCAGGGACUCUGAUUAUGACCAGGUCUCUGUACUUUCUAAACCUGGUAAAGAAAAGAUACCACCUUCUCUAUAUUCAGCUACAUUUCUGGAAGAUGUAAUCAUUGACUUUGCUCACAAAUUUUAUUCUCUUCAAAGCGUUACUGAAGAUUCUAAGAAAAUACAAAUGCCAGAACCAGACAUUGUGGACUUCGCUAUAAAAUUUGCAGACUGUCUGACAGGAGAAUUAAGGAAAAGUGAAAUUAAAGUUCUACCAAAUGCUGAAGAAGUGUUUUCUUUUCCACCAAUUGAUAAAGAGACAGUUGAUAAGAUCCCCGAUUUUGUGCAUAAUCAAUUCAUAGCAAACUAUGGAUCUAAUGAUGUUCAGAAGGAUGAUAAAAAUAACAUUGCUAUAGAAAUGUCUGCUUUAGCCCAGAAGGCAAUCUCUGCAUUCAAAAUUCAACCACUUUUUUCAGGAGAUGGGUCUUCUACCUUCUUUUCAUUUCUAAAUCCAGAUAACAUCACCCAGAGGAUUCAAUGCCUAACAGAGAAAAUUUCUACACCAGUAAACAGAUGCUUAAAAGGGAACCAACUUGCUUUACCAACACAAUCAUAUAAACAUACUUCUCUAAAGUCAGACCAGAAAAAUUCACUGAACACAUUGGAAAGAGAUAGAAGUGCAAUGAGUAGAAAGAAAGGUUUCAAAGGUGAGGAGACAUCAAUGAAAAAAGGCAACAUCCAAGAUCUGAUAGUUACCGCUAUAGCUGGAAUCAUGAAAAAUAAUGUGGUUAACCUGUUAUCAGAGUCAGCUGCAGGUGUGGCAGACAAAAAGAAGGAAAAUUAAAUGGGAAUUUCAUUAAAAAAAUACAAUGAGAAUAUAUCAAAAGUUACUUCAACUACUAGUAUGAAAAGUAAAGAUACAAAAGGACCCAGACUUAAGACUAACACAUAAAAAUAAAGACACUGAGAAGAAAAGUACAUAGCUCCAGAAUCUGAGGAAAGCCAAGGUAAUGAGGCACACACACAAUUUCCAGCAGCUACUAAUGAUAUAGAACAUGAGGAGAAACCUGGAGCAGAUUUUGAAACAGACAGCGAAAAGAUUAACAGACUAAGAGAAAAUUCAUUAAAAAAAGGAGACAAGCUCUUUCAUUUAUCUUCUUUGGCAUCUAAAGUGAGAAAUACAGAGACCACAACAGAGAAAAUUUUGAAAGCAGGUACCCCAAAAACAAAUGGAGUGGAAAGACAAGCCUCUACAUCUCAAAUAGCUGUAAAUGAGGAACAAUAUUCAGAUUACGAACAUGUUCAAAAUAUCAUUGAAAAUACUUAUGAUGAUAUCUUAGAAAUAUAUCAUUCUCAAGGAUCCACAGAUGAUUCACAUGUCCAAAGUCCCCGUGAUAGGUCACUGUAGGUAAUUCAGGAGGUUGGCAAGGAUACUGCACAGUCUGUUUCAACAAAGGAUCUAUACCUCUCAAUUAGCAAAAAUUUCCCUGCCAUAGAGAAAGAGGAGAGAAAGAGAGAGAAAGAGAAAUUGAAAGUAAAGGAGAUUAAAAUUGAACCUAGUAAAACAAAUACUUAUCAGUACCAACCAAAACAUAAACCUGGAAUUUUUCCUGCUAAGUUUUUAGAAGAUAUUAUCACUGACAUGAUUAACAAAUUGACCUCUUCCUCAACAGAAACACAAAUGUGUGAAAGAUGUCAAAAUGUAAGUGAUGAUGAAAAUCAAAUGGAACUGUAUGAAACAGCUAUGAAACUUAUUGAUUCACUGUUAAAGGAGUUUUCAGAUGCUCAAAUUAAGGUAUUUAGAACAGAUCCGGAAAAUCAGUAUCUUCCAUUAGUAGAAAACAUGUCAUCAUCAGUUCCUAAAGUACUUUCCGGGCAUAAAGAGUCAACUCAAGAAGCAUCACCUAGCAUUAAGAAAACUGUGAAUAAAAUUCCACAUAUACACAAAAUGACUAAAAACUCCUCCUUAAACAAGAUACCUGUCCUAAAUAACAUACCAGCAAUCGAUCAAGCCAAUCGAUUGGUCAACGAAGUUGUUCACUCUUCUGUAUGCAAUAUUUUGAAGGAAUAUAGGUCUCAAGACUCCAUUCGUAAGACUAUAAAAACUAAUGGGGAAAGUAUAGCAAGACAACUAACUAGUGCACUGAUAAAUGAAAUUUUUCAACAGUAGCUUAAUUUUAUAUUUUGUGAUGAGAUUCCACCUUUAGCAUGUUUGCCUCUCGAAUCUAAGGAUUUUGUUAAAAAGAUCCAAAAAGUGGUUAAAAGAGCCAGCAAAGAAUGUCAGGCAUUGUCACCAUAUACCGUCAUGCUGCUUCAUGAAUUUUGAGAGAAUGUGAUUUCUGCUCUCUUAUCUAAAAUUUUCUCAACUGUGUCUAACACCAAAGCAGAAACGUCUGAGGGCAAAGGGUUCACAGAACAGGAUUUCCUUCAAAUGAAGUUAUUAAACAUUACAACAGAGAUCUCCAAACAUGAUAUGAUUAUACAGUAUGUGGACUCCUUAUAUCCCAAUGAUGAUGAAAUUAUUCAAUCAGUGGUUCAUUCCAUUUAUAAUAAUCUGUCACAGUAUGGGUCACAAGAGAUUAUACAAAAUUGUGUAUCCAGUGGAUGCAGAAUCCCUUCUGCGGGAGUCCAGCUCCAGCCUAGGGGUGGGAUGCCUGAAGAUGCAGGAUGGAGUUGGCGUAUGGAGAGACAGGACACGGAGUCAAUAAAUAUGAGAGAUGCCCUCUCAAAAAAAAAAAAUUUAAAUUCAAUACAAGAAUUUAUCUCCAAAAGUAAGAUAAAACUUGUAUCACCAGCCAAGGAAUUGCCUACUGUACCUUCAGCUGACAAUGAAACUAUUGAAAAAAUAGUUAACUCGAUUUAUACUAGUGUUUUAAAGCACUCUGGCUCACACACCUCUAUAUUGAAAGAUUUAAUGGGUAAGAGCUUGGCCCUUUCUGAUAUAAUAGGUUUUUUAAUGGUGAAGGAAAUUUCCAAUUCUGAAUUUCAACCUAAAGUGGAGGAAGAAGUAUCAAAGUCAGAAUUAGUUUUGGAAGCUGUCAAAAUUAUGGAAAAAGUGGUCAAAAGUGUUGAUAAGUUUAAGUCCCCCAUCCAAAAAAGGUCUAUGUUAGAUACUACAACUUUAGAGGAAGCUUUGGCUUUGUUCUUGGCUAAAAUUGUAACAUUGCCAAGUGUCUCAAGCAAAGAUGCAAAAAACUUGUCAAAGCCUGAGUUAAAUAAAAUUGCACCUCAACUGACAAAAUCUGUGGCAGCUGAAAUUUCCAAAAAUAAUAUUAAUCUUGUUUCUGCUGAUCCUGAAGAACACUUCUGAAAUCCAGAAAGCAUAGAAAUCAUUUCUCAGGUUACUGAUUCUAUUUAUAGUGAUAUACUGCAACAAUCUGGAGCCCAUAAAGAUCUUUAUUACAACAUAAAAGGUACAAACAGAGCCUUCCCGAAGAAAGUGGCUAGUUUGAUUAUUAAUGGAGUUUCAAAUCUUCGAUCAGAUACAGUUAGGUUAAAGAAUUCAAGUGCUGAUCUCUUUGGAGAUCAAGCCAUUAAUAGAACACAGAAGUAUGCUAACUAAAUGAUCCCUGACUUAGAAAAAGGAGAGUCGGAUCGAGAUUCAAUUGAAGAUGAGUCACCAAUUAAAAUAGUCCCACUUAUUAGGAAGAGACCAGUCAAAACAGAUCCUGACAUUAUCUCAGAACACUUAGCAGUAAUUUUGGGGAAAACUCAACCUCUUGAAAAACUUGAGAUGGACUGUUUAAGAAAAACUGGACAUAGCAUAGAAGAGCUAAGAAGUGCAUCAAUAAAUGGGAGAAGUGUCUCUUCUUCAGACACAUCUAAUUUAGGAAAGAUAAAGAAAGGAACACAUACUUCAUUGACUAAGACAGGACGAUUGGAUUUAAAAACCCUAGAGGUAUAUGGAAAUGCAUUUUUUCUUAUUGCCCCGCACUCUAUGAGAAUUGGUUACACUUGUUCAUCCAUAAAGUCAUGUAACUUACUGGGACUUGCCACAUCAGCUCUGUGGCUCACUCUCAAGGUCUCAGGCUAG